UUCUCCUCCCUCUAAAGUCUAACCGUCUGUACUCUGUGCACCUUACACCAGCCCUCCCUCCCACCGCCAUAGCAAAUACCUCGAAAACGCGGGAAGAAUCCUGAUAUCCCCCGGACUCCCGUUCCGCCAUUUUUGCCUUCUGAACCUCUCUCAUCCUCACAAAACCAAAACAAUUCGGGAAUAUUCUCCUUGGACAAAUUGACUUGCACGUUAAGCGAUUCCCCUUCUCCCGUUUCAAUUCCUUUCAACCUCCGUCUUCCGGUCAGGCAGGCGGAGCUUCUGUCUCGUUUUAUUCCGCUUUGCUUGUCGCCGGCAACAGUCAUUCGGCGGGGGUUUUCCCCCCUCAUUCCGUGGUCAAUUCGAACUCUUGUUUCCCCCCUCUGCUGCUAUUUCUCAUGCCCGCCUGCUUCUGGUAUGAAGUUCGCAGGCGAUUGUUUCUUUUCCUCUCCUACAUCUCUUCCACUUCUGUGGAAUUCUUCUUCAGCUUCUCAACAAGGUGCGUUUUUCUCCUCUCCAGCUUUUGCAAGUAGCAUUAUACUCUUAUUGCCAUCUCGUCGACAGCAGAGCAUUGUGUUGACUUUGGAGGUGAUUUGAGUUUGAAUUGGGAGCUUGAUGGGGAAAGCUGACGAUGGGAGAUGUGUUUUCCCUUUAUCUAGUCUGCAAAUCGGAGACUUGCAGUCGUAUCUUUCAGAUCUUAGUCUGUAUGUGGCUUUCGAAAGUAAGAAGCUAUACGUCUUGGUGGACAACCGGCCAUGGUUGAAGAGUCUGGGUUCGCGGCCAGCACACUUGUGGCAGUUGAUGGUUACAAAGUCGAGGUUAUCUCCAUUUGCAAACAGCAAAGCACAAAGAGGGAAAAGGGAGUGCAAGGGAACUUCUCGUCCUCAGUCUGAUUCCAACAAGGCAAAGAAUAUGGAGAAAUGGUUCUCACUGAUCGAUGCAAAAAACUUCUCUCAGAAGGCAGGUUUGUUGCCAGUGGAGAAGUUGAGGAAGUCAUUAUUCUUGAGCAGUGAGCUGCACAGAACACUCUAUGGUUUUAUAGUGUUUGAAGUUGCUUGGAGCAACGUUCGAGGUAUUAACUAUUUGAAUGAACUUCAGACAGACACAUCUCUGGCAGUUGAGGCGAAAGUUAUGCAAAGAUGGGAAUUUGAUUGUAUAUCUCAAGCAUCAAGAUCUAUAUCUUCUUGGUUUUCAGGAACAUUGCCCGAGCAGUUACAAUUGAAGGAGUACCUGGAUUCUGUUACAGGAGAUAUUUUCUAUGAUGCAAAGCAAAAAUUUUCAAGAACAGGUUCUUUCAAUGAUGAUGAUGAAGAGACCAUUGGAGGUAAUCUGGGCACUGGGAAUUUCCCAUCCACUAGUCUCAGUGAUUCUGAGGAUAUUCAAGAUGACUCUGAGCCCCACACACCUCCACCCAGUGGGCCCUACAAGAGAAGAAGGGUAACUAAGUCGAUUGCCACAGGAGUCGAAGUUGAUUUUUAUUCUGAAACACAGGGCAGAAGCAAAGAUUUGUUGCACAACUCGGAGGCUGAUUGCAGCAGCAGCAAUUGUGAAAACGGUAGUCUUGAAGCUAAGGAGUACAAGGACGUACUAAUUCUGAUGAGGUUCGAUGACCAUGACCUCCCUUCCAAGCUGAGGCAAAUCGUAAUGGCUGACCUUAGGUUAUUGACCCUCUUAGAGGCAGGGCUUCCAUCAUGGGUAAUCUUUCUCCAAUCAUAUCCUGGGUUUUGCCAUCUUUAUCGCCCGUGGAUGUGUCCACUAGCUAGAGCUUUAUACGUCUCCAUCUCGAUUGUCACUGUUAUGAUAGGCUUCUAUGAUCUUUACAAAAAUGUCCCUGUUCUCAAGGCGACUGCAUCUCGAUUAUGUGGGCCACUUUUUGACUGGAUAGAGACUUGGGAAAUGGUCUCCAGGAUCAAGUAUCUGGGGACCAUGCUGUUUCUUCACAAUUUCCAGAAGGCUGUAACCUGGUCCUUAAUGAUCACUCGAACUUUCCGGUCUUUCCUCUCCGUUUUCACCCAACCUCUGGUUGGCCCGUUGGUGGAAUUAGUAGGAUUUCUCCUUCCAUUGUGGAAUGAAGUCAUUGAAAUAGUUGAGCGGUUAUUCUCAGUAGUCUGGCUUGUGGUGGGAACCACUUGCAAUAUGGUUGGAGAUGUUCUUGAGUUUUUCCUGUGGCCUAUAUGGGUUGUCCUCUCUUUUGUAUGGAACUUCGCGACUUCAAUCUUAUAUCCCAUCUUCUGGAUUCUGUGGGAAGUCAUCUACACCCCAGUUCGCAUGGUUCUUGCACUAUCAGGCUUCCUGGGUGGAAUUUUAGGCUUGAUGGUGCAGUUGGUUGUAGAUGUUUGGCGAUCUAUGAGUAGCAUAGUGCAGCUUGCUUCAGCUUCCGAGGCGUCAGUGAACACGUACCAAGUUUCCAUGUGGAGAUCACUUUGGAGCGACCUUUUUUCACAGGUCUUUCGUGCCGCAGAAGUAUUUUGAAUGGUUUUGUGGCUUUCUUCACAGCAUGCAACAAACAUCGCCUCAGCAUAUACAACCAUCUACAAGAUUUCAUCAGGAGAGUACUCGGUGGUGCUCAAAGAUUUCAGACUUUUGAUUCCCGGCCUAGUUGGAAGUCAUUCGAGCCGCGGAAUCUGUCUGAUUCAUUCGGGGAAUGCAAACAGAGCAGCUCGCCUCGUCGAAUGCCAACCCUGCGUAUUUCCAAGUCGAAGAUGCAGAGGUGAGCCAAGUUCUCUAUAGCUAACAGGAAAUAGGAAACUUUUGUAGCUUGUUUCUGUAGGAGAAAGAAACAAAGAGAGUAGUUUCUUAUUUGUUUCUCUGCAACACCGUGAGGAAGUAUCUUUCAUUAUUUCCUUCUCCCUCUUCGCAGCUAGUAAAUCUUGUUUGUUUCUGAACAGUUCCGCGGUAGUCACUCGUAGGUGUUGUAUCUUCCUUGUAAAUAGCAUGUGUAUUCUGGGUAUAGUAAAAAAAAUGUACAAAAAGGAAAAUUGCCACUGUUAACAAACAGAUUUGGUUAGAGCAAUUUAGGGUUUGAGACAAAUUGGGGAAAAUCAUAAAUGAAAGAGAACGAAAGGAAGGGAGAGAUGAUGUUGGCUCAAUACUCUCUCAGAAUUUGUUCUCUAACCUAACAUGUUUGG
Linum tenue is the source of this 3125-nucleotide messenger RNA. NCBI's taxonomy places the organism in Eukaryota, Viridiplantae, Streptophyta, Magnoliopsida, Malpighiales, Linaceae. The record is from the annotation of a GenBank genome assembly.